GCUACUUUUAUAGAAACAGCGACCAGCAGUCAGUCGAGUUUGUUCACCGUGUGGUCGCUUCUUGAACGGUGUUCCUGGUUUAUAUUCACCUAAAGGAAAUUGUAUUUAUCAACGGGAGGACAACACCGUGCGUUAGAGGUAGAAUUUUAACAGAGCCUGUUUGUCAACUUGUCAUUGCGGUGCAAUCAUGACUGAGGUGGCGCAGGUUGCGGCUGUAGACAUUGACGAUGUCACCAGCGAAAAUGAACUCAACAUGAGCGACGCAGAAAACAAAGAAGACGAUCUGACACACGAGGAGGAGGACGAUUUUGAAGAAGCAGAGGAGGACAUCGAGAAGAUGUCAGAAGUGGAAGAUGAAAAACCUUGCCACACUAAGGACGAAGUGAGUGAGGAGACCGAAAAAACACACAUGAACGGAGUGGAUCACAAAGAAAGCGACUCAGUCAAUGAGCAAAAUGAAAGUUCAGAAGGUGUUAAUGGUGUGGCACAGGACAAUGAGAAGGAGGACGCACAAGCUGACACAAAUGAAGACCAGAAUAUUUCUGAUCUGGCUCUUAAGAAAGAGAAACUCAUGCGGUCCAGAAAGAUGGUGGCCAGAAGCUACGUGCCCAAAACGAAUGCAGAAAAAGGGGAUGUGACAGGCAAGUUCGUGGCCAUGCAGAAAGCUAGGGAGGAGCGCAGCAGGCAGAGAAACAAGGAUGAGCAGCAGAAGAGGAAGGAACAAUACAUCAAGGAGAAGGAGUAUAACCGCAGAAAGCAGCAGAUAAAAGAACUGCUUGCUUCCAGCGAUGAGGAGGAAGAGGAGAAGCCAACAAAGGUAGAAAAAUCCUACGUCCCCAAAAUCACAGGUAGUGUGAAGGGGAAGUUUGCAGAAAUGGAAAAACAAAGACAAGAGGAAGAAAGAAAGAGGAUGGAAGGAGAGAGGAAGAAAAGGGAGGCCCAGGACCAUAUGGAAAAAGCCAAAAUUAAGAAAGAGUUGGCCAAGAAAGCAGCUGAGGAAGGAGAUGACACCAUCCUGGUACGAGUGGUUCCAGCAAAGUCAUCACGACCCCCGGGCAGAAUCAGGAUGAACUUUGAAGACAUGGAGAAGAACAGAGAGGAGGGACUGAAGAAGAAGGCAGAGGAGGAGAAGAAGAGACGAUACGAUGAAAACAGACGCUCCUUCAGGGAUGCCAAGAGAAGCUCGGUUGUUGAACAGGAUGAAGAGGAGAGGCCGACAGAGAAGAUGCAGGUGACUCCUGGCAAGCUGAAGCUGACAUUUGAAGAGCUGGAGAAGGAAAGGCAGGAGCAUAGAAAGAGGCAGGCUGAGGAGGAAGCCAAACGCCGUCUGUUUGAUGAGAAGAAAGCUUUUGAGGAGGCCAGGCUGGGAAUGGGAGAAGAUGAGGACAUUAAGGAACCUCAAGAAGACAAGGAGGAGUUUCGACCUGGAAGACUGAGGUUGAGCUUUGAAGAGCUAGAACGGCAAAGGGUAGAAGAAGUACGCAAGAAAGCAGAGGAGGAGACCAAGAGACGAAUGGAGGAGGAGAGACGAGCUUUUGCGGAGGCCAGGAAGAGCAUGCUUGUAGAUGAGGAUGAUGAGGUGCUGAUGGCCUUACUCAACCUGGAGGGAAGUGAACCCGGGAAGAUAUGUGCCAGUUUUGAGGAUUUGGAACGCCAGAGAAGAGAGGAGGAGCAGAAAAAGGCUGAGGAAGAGGCAAAGAGGAGACUGGAAGAGGAGAAGAGGCUAUUUGCAGAGGCCCGCAAGAGCAUGAGCCCUGGCCUGGAUCAGGAAAAGUCUGCAUAUGGAGAUGAAACAGUACUAGAUGAGGAAGCAGGCAUGGUAAAGAGCCCAUCUCAAGAAGCAUUGCACCCCCGAAAACUGGAGAUCAACUUUGAAGAGUUACUGAAAGAGAAGGAGGACGCUGAGAGAAAGCGCAAGGCAGAGGAACGUAAAAUGAAAAGGGAGCAGGAGAAGCAGGAAUUUGAACAACUGAGACAAGAGAUGGGCGAGGAUGAAGUGAAUGAAAGCUCAGAUGUUAUUAACAAAGAGUAUGAAGAGCUGACCAAGCUCAAGAGAACUGGCUCCAUCCAGGCCAAGAACCUCAAGUCCAAAUUUGAGAAGAUUAAGCAGCUGACUGAAGAGGAAAUACAGAAAAAGAUUGAGAUGGAGAGAGCACGACGGAAGGCAGUGGAUGACGAAAUCAAAGAGAGAGAAUCUGAGCGGUUCCAGGAGGACAAUGAGGAACAGGAAACGACAGCAAUGAGGGCUGAGGAGACACCCUUCAAACAGAAGGUGGACAUGAAAGCCCGAUUUCAACAAAUGGCCAAAGCAAGAGAAGAUGAGGAGAGGAGGAGAAUAGAGGAGCAGAAGCUGCAGAGGAUGCAGUUUGAGCAGCAGGAGAUCGAUGCUGCCCUUCAAAAAAAGAAAGAUGAUGAUGUGGAGGACGAGGGUAGCAUUAUCAAUGGCUCUGCGGCCUAUGAAGAUGAGGAGGAUCAUGCCCGGUCGGGGGCUCCAUGGUUUAAAAAGCCCCUUAAAAAUCAAUCGGUGGUGGACUCGGAGCCAGUGCGAUUCACUGUUAAGAUCACUGGGGAGCCCAAGCCAGAGGUGACCUGGUGGUUUGAGGGAGAGAUGCUCCAGGACUGUGAGGACUAUCAGUAUAUAGAGAGAGGAGAGACGUACUGCCUCUACCUGCCAGAGACCUUCCCAGAGGAUGAGGGAGAGUAUAUGUGCAAAGCUGUGAACAGCAGAGGCACAGCAGCAAGUACCUGCAUCCUUACAGUAGAAAGUAAGACAACCUUGGUGUGAUUGCAUGCCUGCAUGAUACCUCCAAUCUGGAUUACAACCUCUGAACCUGUGAAGUGGAUUGCAUGCUCCUCUUCCUCGUGAAGAUGCAGCUGUGGGUAACUCUUCUUCUUCUGUUUCUCUCUUGCAGCUUAUGACUACUGAUGCCCUUCCAUGUUCUGGAAACUUUCCCUGUUGUCUCUCACUCCUUUUGUAAAACCUUGUCCCUCAUGGUAUGGUCAAACAGCGGAGGGAAGAAAUAGCAGUUUGUCUGGCAUUCCUAAGGGAGGGUUACACAACAAAAACAAAAGUUUUUUUUUUUUUUUUUUUACAUUUUGCUCAAUUGUAAAGCUGUACUCCCUGUUAGAGUAGGGUUAUACCUGUGCCAAAAGCAGAUAUGAUUCUGUUCUUGUUCAAAAUGAAUAUUCACUCUGAGGCCCUAACAGUAAGAUAAGUUAAGUUUCACAGUACUGUGUUGUAAAUAUCACACUCUAUGGUCCAUUCAUAGAAACACUGUGCUUGAGGCACUGCAAUGGAAGGCGUCAAAUGUCCUUGUACUUUCAAUGAAUAAAAGUACAGGUGAAUAAUAUAAACCUCUAAAAUAAUUACUAGUGUUUAACCUAUGCUGUACAAGGGCAUGAAUAUGACUCACAAUAUAGCUAAUUGUGCUCUCUGCCAUAUUAGUUAAUGGUGUUGCAAUAGUUGACUGGAAUCAUGUCAAAGGAUAACAUGGUUGUCAUUAUUUUAUUAGAAAUCAGCAGUGAGAGACAGAGACACAGAAACAGAAACAUUUGAUAUCAUGUUUACACUCUGAUUUCCAAUAAAACAAUUUAGGUUCUUAAUAACUGUUCUAACACUGCAGCUUCUGUUCUGAGAAAAUUAACACUUGUAUUUAUUUUUUCAUUUUCAACCCCCCCCUUUUUUGUUUAGACUUUAAUCUAAUACAUUAUAUUAUUAUUACAGAUGUCAUGAUUUGAUUGUCCUGGACAGUAGGUCACUGUUUAAUGGUUUGAUAAUGAAAAAGAAACAUAGAGUAGCCUGAAAAUAUUAUUAAUGAAGAUGUUUUAAUAAAAUGAACAAAAACAG
Labrus bergylta (ballan wrasse) is the source of this 3847-nucleotide messenger RNA. It is a transcript of the gene nexn, whose product is annotated as nexilin (F actin binding protein). The record is from RefSeq and is a predicted model, not a curated record. NCBI's taxonomy places the organism in Eukaryota, Metazoa, Chordata, Actinopteri, Labriformes, Labridae. Gene Ontology annotation, biological process: mitochondrial fusion.